CAGAGUGGAGUCGGUAUCCAGACAGCUGCUCUCUCUCUAAUUCUACCUUUGUGACAGCUAGGCUAGCUUGUAAACAAGAGUAAAACCCCCCGGCAGGGUCUCGGAGAAAUUUCAUGAUUGAACACACCGGUGUUUUUUUGUUACUUACAGCUCCCGUGUACGCCGGUAUUCUUUUCUUCCCGUUUCCACUACAUGUCUUUGCUUUCGACUCUGCAACAUACUGAGACGCUGAUGCUGCCCAAAUGAGCUAACCUCUUAACUGUUUUCAAAGAUAAAAGCAACAUUUUCCACUGGAACCUAAGUCUGCUCCUUGCGGCGGAUGUCUCGUCGCCUCCCUCUGAGGUCGGAGGUCAGUUGGAGUCAGGAGGUGGGUCCUAAGUAGCAGCAGUGAUGCGGGCUUCAGUGGCAGGCUGCAGGAUGAGUGUCGGUGCACUUGUUAAUGGACUGCUGGUCUCUGUGGUCGCAGCACUACUUUGGAAGUAUACCAAGCUGAGUGAGCAUGCUGCCCUGCUGGAGGAAGAGCUGCAUAUGACACAGCAGUCUCAGGAAGUCUCGCAGGCCCGUAUCGACUACCAUGUUGCCCUGCAGGCUCUUCAGGAACACGGCACCCGCAUGGUCUGCACUGGCAAGAUGCAUACCGACCGCAUCUGCCGCUUUGACUACCUCUGUUACUGCUCUGAGGCGGAGGAGUUUGUGUUCUUCCACUCCAAUUCCUCGGUCAUGCUACCUAACCUGGGGUCUAGGCGCUUCCAACCUGCCCUGCUUGACUUGUCUUCAGUAGAAGAUCACAAUACCCAAUAUUUCAACUUUUUAGAGCUCCCAGCUGCUGCUUUAAAGUUUAUGCCCAAGCCUGUAUUUGUGCCAGAUAUAACACUGAUCCUAAAUCGGUUUAAUCCCGAUAACCUAAUGCAUGUAUUCCAUGAUGACCUCCUCCCAGCCUAUUAUACCAUGAAGCAGUAUUCAGAUUUGGAUGACGAGGCUCGUCUUGUAUUCAUGGAGGGCUGGGGCGAAGGCCCACACUUUGACCUCUACCGACUUCUCAGCAGCAAGCAACCGCUUCUCAAAGAACAGCUUAGGAACUUUGGAAAGCUCAUGUGUUUUACUAAAUCUUAUGUUGGCUUGUCCAAAAUGACUACCUGGUACCAGUAUGGGUUUGUUCAGCCGCAGGGACCCAAAGCCAACAUCUUGGUCUCAGGCAAUGAGAUCAGGCAGUUUGCCAGAGCACUUAUGGAGAAAAUGAACAUUACAAGGGUGGAGGAGGCAGAGAAGGAUGGAGGAAGCUCAGAAGAUGAGAAGGAGAAAGAGAAGAAGGAUGAAUACAUUGUUGUGUUCAGUCGUUCAACAACAAGACUCAUACUGAAUGAAGCAGAGCUAAUCAUGGCGCUGGCCCAAGAGUUCCAGAUGAGAGUGGUCACAGUGUCCUUGGAAGAACAGUCUUUCCCCAGUAUAGUCCAGGUGAUCAGCGGUGCUUCCAUGUUAGUCAGCAUGCAUGGAGCUCAGCUUAUCACCUCGCUCUUCCUCCCUAGAGGCGCUGCCGUGGUGGAGCUGUUCCCUUUUGCUGUGAACCCAGAGCAGUACACUCCAUAUAGAACCCUUGCCUCUCUUCCAGGCAUGGACCUUCAUUAUGUCUACUGGAGGAACACUAAGGAGGAGAAUACUGUCACCCACCCAGAAAGACCCUGGGAACAAGGAGGCAUUGCUCACUUGGAAAAAGAGGAGCAGGAGCGAAUUCAGGCAAGCAAGGAUGUCCCCAGGCACCUUUGCUGCCGCAACCCUGAGUGGCUCUUCCGGAUUUAUCAGGACACUUUGGUGGACAUCCCAACCUUUCUGGAAGUCCUCAGAGAAGGCAUGAAGACCAAGCCCAGCUUAAAAAAGGCCAAGGUAGCCAGCACAGUCCAUCCGGGCCGGGUCAGAGAACCCAAAUGUCAAACUUCAGUACAAACCACCAAUGAGGCUAAACUAACAGUCUCUUGGCAGAUCCCGUGGAAUUUGAAAUUCCUGAAAGUUAGAGAGGUGAAGUACGAGGUGUGGAUCCAAGAGCAGGGAGAGAACACCUACAUGCCUUAUAUCCUUCCCCAGCAGAACUAUACUUUUUCAGAGAACAUUAAGCCCUUCACCACUUACCUGGUGUGGGUUAGGUGCAUCUUCAACAAGAACCUCUUGGGCCCUUUUGCUGAUGUUCUUACAUGCAGGACCUAGUACGAACACAAGGCCAGAUUGUUUGUGUGCUGUUUCACACUGUUCCAGACAAUCGGUUUGGAACAGGGGACUGCUGGAUUACAGUUUGUAAAGUGGGAAAUGGUAAAUGUCAUAAGUUGUGGUUCUGAAAUCUUAGAACAGGCUGUUGCAUGGUGCUGCUUCCAUGCCGAGCCCAGGAUGAACUGCAAAAGACUUUGAAGCACAGGGUCAGAAUUUAGCAGUAACAGCCGAUAUCGAAUGAAAAGUUUAUUGCUUUUACUUUAGAAAGAAAGUGCUAAACUAUGUCUCUUCUGAAAAAAAGUAGAAUUCAGAUUUAUUUGUUGAAAAAUAAUAUAUAAAAUGUUUUGUGUAUUAGUCAAAACACUGGUUCUUUACCUUUUACAGUAUGCAAUGCAGUUUCUCUGUAAGGAGCAAAAAGAGAUUUUAGAAAAAGAUGUUUUUUUUUUUUUUUUUUUAUAAAAUGGUUUCUGACUCGUCCAAUGUGGUGUGUGCGCGUGUGC
Molecule: messenger RNA, 2699 nt
Organism: Archocentrus centrarchus (flier cichlid)
Lineage: Eukaryota; Metazoa; Chordata; Actinopteri; Cichliformes; Cichlidae
Gene: pomgnt2
Product: protein O-linked mannose N-acetylglucosaminyltransferase 2 (beta 1,4-)
Exons: 2
Coding region: 391-2199 (602 amino acids)
Biological process (GO): protein O-linked glycosylation via mannose
Cellular component (GO): endoplasmic reticulum
Molecular function (GO): protein O-acetylglucosaminyltransferase activity; protein binding
Source: RefSeq, a predicted model, not a curated record